Molecule: messenger RNA, 2357 nt
Organism: Chara braunii
Lineage: Eukaryota; Viridiplantae; Streptophyta; Charophyceae; Charales; Characeae
Source: the annotation of a GenBank genome assembly
GGGUCCGGCCCGUCUGCCUUUUUUUGUCGGUUUCGUGCAGACUCUAUCUCGCGCGAUCUGCCCCCUGCUCUCACCCCCGGCUCGUCCUCCUAUCCGGAGCCGGCGCCAAAUACACAACCGAGAUAAGGAUAGAUAUGGCAGUCACGGGCGCCUUGAGGAUCCCGGGGUUCACGCAGGUGGGGGCCUCCAAGCCAUUCUUCGGGCGAGAUGUCGGUGGGGAGAGCUCGGUGAAGCUCCCAUCACCAGAUCUCACGACGACGACGACCAGCACAACCGCGGCGACUACGUCGACGAAGACGCAGCAGCUGGCAAGCUGGCCGAGCGGGAGAAGCGAGGAAAGGUGUGGCUGUCCGCGAGCCACGUGUGCGGAACUGCAAGGUUCGUCGUCACCGCACGCCGGAGGGAUUCCUUCGAGAGAGCACGACCGGCUGGCCUGUCUCUCGUCGACGUCCGCCUCCUCCUCCUCGCCUUCCCCCUCCUCCUCCUCCUCCUCCUCCUACUCUCCUCAGUCCUCCUCGGCAACAUCGUCCAGGUCCCCUCGCUCGCGCAAGCCCGUCGUCUCGCUGGUCUCGACGAAGCGCUCCUCAGAUCGGCUCAAUGCUCUCGCCAGCUUCCAAGCGGGCUUAACGUCGGUCAGCGUCGCAGGUCCAUCGCCCCGAUCGGGAACAUCGCCGGCCAAGAAGACCACGCCGACGACGCCGACGACGACCACAGGGAGAGCUACAGCUAGUUUCUCUUCAUCGACUUUGUCCGCAAGCGCUGCGGGCCUGGUAGAUAAGGCCUCGCUGCUCUGGAAGCAGAGGCAGAGGGAUGGCCAAGAGGAUCAGGGGGGCAAUGAGUGCACCGGCGUCGGGAUCGGCGACGGCCGGCACGUGGCGAGCUCCGGCUUCGCCACGUUCGCUGGGUUUGCAGCACUUCCCGCCGCGCCGGAUUCGCUGCUGUCCACAGCCGAGUCGCUUGUUGCAAGGUCGUGGGAGCGGUCGUUGCUGGAAAGCCAGUGGGAGCUGAGCAUGGCUGCAGAGCGUGCUAUGCCUUUCUCCGAUCAUGCGGAUGGCGAUGGCGACGGGAUGGCGUCAAGGGGGAGGCAGAGGAGGGAUGAAUGCGAGAAAGAGGGAGGGGUGUCUCCGACGGAGAAGGAAGAGGAGGAGGAGAGAAUGGGGAGGAGAAUGGCGGAGGCAAGGGCGCCGCAGGAGAGGGAGGGGGAGAUGGACAGGGAACGGGUGGGCGAGGACGAGGGAGAAGAAGGACGUAGGAGGAGGAGGAGGAGGAAGACGGAGCUGACACCGCCUCCGAGCCUUGAGGCGCAAGUGUGCAGGGUCGUGGUGAAAACCCGGCGCAAGUGCCGGGAGGUGUCAUCCGCCCGAAGACGGCGACUGGACGCUAAGCGAAAGCAGAAGGACGCUAGCUCCGCUGCCAUCGCGGAAGCCACUCUUCUCCUCACGGGCAAACCCCUCGCCUCUAUCUUCGACAAAGGCAGAGGCUUGGCCAAAGCCCAAUUCUUAUCCAUGGAGAAGACUGCAGCUGGCUGUGUCGCCUCCACUCCCAAGGCUUCCAAGUACGGAAAGAUGCGUCUCUUGACCAAAGAAGAGGAGGUGAGCCUCUCCAAGAUGAUGCAGGAAGGACUGUCCAUGUUGGCCGCCCGAAACAGAUUGGCGCAGUCACUGGGUCGACAACCCACUGAAGAGGAGUGGGCCGAGGCUGUAAAUUUGCCGGUUAGGGAACUGCUCCGGCGAGUUACCGAAGGGGAGCGGGCGAGAGAGAGAAUGAUCGACACCAACCUUCGUCUUGUCAUAUCUGUGGCAAAGAGAUAUGUAAAUUAUGGGCUUGAUAUGCCAGACUUAAUCCAGGAAGGAACCAUCGGACUUAUGAGAGGGGUCGAGAAGUUUGACUUCACUCGUGGAUACAAGUUGUCUACUUAUGUGCAUUGGUGGAUCAGGCAGGCGGUGACACGUGCAAUAGCAGACCAUGCAAAGACAAUCCGACUGCCUGUUCAUGUGCAUGAGACCAUGGGAAGAAUAAGAAGAGGGAAAUCUUUUCUGUUGUCGGAAGGCAAUGAAGCAAAUGCUUAUAAUCUUAGCAAAGUUCUGUGCCUUCCGGAGACGAAAGUGAGACAACUUUUGAAGGUUCGUAAACAUCAAUGAUUUGGCUCUUGGCUAUCCCUCUGUUAUUCAGAAUUCCGAGCAUACUCUCACUAGGACUUCUCUUCUUUUAUAUAUAUAAGAUAAGAAAAAACAUAGCUCCAAUCUAUUCGUGGGGACUUCUCAGGAUAUAAGGAACUGCAAUUAUGGACAGCUCUGGGUCCAUCUGACUGCAAUUACGCCGAGAGCUGAUUCCAAAAGGAGUAUGCCCUCAGAGUC